GUCGAGAUAUGCAAUGCCAGCGUUAUCACUCCAUAAGCGGUUCCUUGCCACUGAAAAGUAGAGCGAUCCUCUGCGCGAGUCCUUGCCAAAUUGGUGGAGCUCACAACAAUGUGGCGACUCGAUCUAGCUGCGCUUCUUCUUGUGCUGCUGGUGCUGCUCCGCUGUUGCGUGUCGUGUUUAUCCGAGACGGGCCAAUACAAUCGACCAAGUCGGAGCCACCGCAAUGUGAGCUGCUUCCAGUGCAGCUGGCUGUCCGAGCAAUCGGUGGACGAUGAGCGCCGCAUGGAGUUCGCCAAGCGCUGGAAGGCCGCGUACGCGGACUCGGAGAAAACCAUCCACAACCCGUUCAAGUCGCCUCUGCUGGGUGCCGAGACGUUCGCCCAAAUGCCCACCAAGGCCCAGCUGGCGGCACGUUGCAGCAACUGCAGCAAGAUAGGCGGCGUGUGCGCCCGCUGGACAUAUUACGGAAACACGGGUAAGCCGGCGAACGUGACGUGGAUGUGCGUGAACAGCCGACAGACGGGCUGCUUCCUGGAGCACGUGCCCAUGCACUUCACAAAGGAGGUGUGCCUGUGCGCCGACAGGCACCACUGCAACGUCGCCACUGCGCCAAAGCCCGUGUCACUGCUGGUCGGGCUUCUCUGGGUGACAUGGGCCGUGGUGUCUUGCACAGUGCUCUCUUGACAUCGCAGACGAACGAAACCGAUGUACACGUUUCCGUAACAACGGCAAAUAAGAAAAAAAAGCACAAAACAACGGACGGAGACCUUUAAAGCGAACCAUUCUUUGCCUCAUACGAGGCACUUCGUGGUGGGUGUGUAGGUUCCCAUUCAUAAACUCGCUUCGGGACUCUCCGAUAAAAGACAUUGUGCAGACCCCACGUGCUGUGGGGUCCGCAUAAUUGCGGGCAUGCGAAAAAAAAUUUUUUUUUUUCAGGUAGCUGGCUAUCCAGCAUCGUUUCUGGUUCUGCAACACGUUGCCAGGUGGACCAACAUGCUGGUGUGAGACGAGCAAUUGUUUGCGGAAAUAUCGCUAUCCAGUAAAGUGAAAAUAAAAAAUAAAAAUUGAUUAUUGCAGCUGAGCCAAGAGGUGCACGACCAUGAUACAGGCACUCUGCAACUAUCCACAACCGCAGUGCAUAAAAAAUGAGUCUCCGAACCUUGUGCAGUAUGAUUGCAUGUACACACGACGCGAGUGGUGUACAACUUUCUGGAAGACACGCGGGCACAAGCGAUUGCUCUGGAACGUCCGAUGGCUCAUUAUAAAAGCCAACGCUCUUGAGACCCGCUGAUCAGAUUUUCGACGAUCGCGGACUGCGUUCGCUACUGUCGUUGUGCUUUGCGUGUAGUCUGUUUUGAGGGCACAGGUUCGCCCAGUAAACCACUCGUGUCACCAUUCA
This is a messenger RNA of Dermacentor andersoni, 1399 nucleotides long. The record is from RefSeq and is a predicted model, not a curated record. NCBI's taxonomy places the organism in Eukaryota, Metazoa, Arthropoda, Arachnida, Ixodida, Ixodidae.